Harpia harpyja (harpy eagle) is the source of this 1338-nucleotide messenger RNA. It is a transcript of the gene RASGRP4, whose product is annotated as RAS guanyl releasing protein 4. Gene Ontology annotation, biological process: Ras protein signal transduction; positive regulation of GTPase activity. The record is from RefSeq and is a predicted model, not a curated record. Gene Ontology annotation, molecular function: guanyl-nucleotide exchange factor activity. NCBI's taxonomy places the organism in Eukaryota, Metazoa, Chordata, Aves, Accipitriformes, Accipitridae. Gene Ontology annotation, cellular component: plasma membrane.
AUGGUGGCUUCGCCCGCAGACCUGGACGGGCGGCUGCGCCAGGGCGAGUACACGGUGGACAUGAUGCUGACGGUGCACAGCUGGGUCGUGCCCUCGGCUGAGCUGGUCAGGGGUCACACACACACAUGCAUGGGAGGUCACACAUGCGUGUGGGGGUGCGCAGGCUGUGUCCUGCGGGCCGGCUGGGCUGAGCCCCCCCUGGGUGUGGGCCCCCCCCAGCACAAGGUCUCGCUGCUCCUGGACCACCUGGAGGUGGGCAAGCUGGCCCGGCACCUCAGCGGCCUCGAGCACCGCGCCUUCUGCCGCCUCUCAUGCCAGGACUGCCGGCGAUACGUCCAGCGGGGGGGGGGGGGGGGGGGCGUGGGGACCCCCGCCCUGGAGCAAGCCAUCGCCCUCUGCAAUGGGGUCUGCCGGUGGGUGCAGCUCAUGGUGCUGAGCCGCCCCACGGCCCCCCAGCGCACCAAGGUGGUCGCCAAGUUCACCUGCAUCUCCCAGGAGCUGCGGGAGCUGCAGAACUUCAACACACUGAUGGCAGUGGUGGGGGGGCUCUGCCACAGCUCCAUCUCCCACCUGAAGGCCACCCAGGCCCUGCUGCCCCCCGAGGUGGCCAAGGUCCUGGGAGCGAUGGCGGAGCUGGUGUUGUCGCGAGGGAAUUUCGGGGCGUACCGGUGGGCGUUCGGGGGGUGCUGGGGGUUCCGGCUGCCGCUGCUGGCCGUGCACCUCAAGGACCUGGCGGCGCUGGACGCAGCGCUGCCGGGGGUCCUGCCCGGGGGGGGGCUCAACCUCCCCAAACUCCAUGGCCUCUACCAGCACGCCCUUGACCUGCGGGCCCUCCAGCGCCUCGCCCCCCCCUUCCGCACGGACCCCCCACCUCCUGCGCCUGCUGGCUGUGAGACUGGGGGCGCCAGGUGGGGGGGGCUGCAAGGGGUGGGGGUGCUAAGGGGGGGGGGCAAGCAAGGGAGCAAGGGGGGGGUCCUGCAAGGAGUGAGGGUGGAUGCUAAAGGGCUGUCCCUGGACACGGCGCACACCGAGGAGGAGCUGUACGUGCUCUCGCACACCCGCGAGCCCCCCAGCCCAAAGGCCACGCCCCCCCUGACCGACAAGACCCCCAGGGAUGGCGAGUGGGGCCCCCCCGGUACCCCCAAAGCUGAGCCCCGCAGUUGUGCCCCCCCGACACCCCCGAGGUGGAGCCGGUGGAGCGGGAUGGGGCUACCGCUGCCAGGGGAGCGGGACCGGUUGCUGGAGAAGAACCGCCGGCUCCGCCCCGCCCCUCUCCCCCCCGCGCUGGGGGCCCUGCGCGCGCUGCGCCUGCGCGACCCGCCCCUCCCCCCGGACUGA